Messenger RNA from Acipenser ruthenus (sterlet), 2319 nucleotides. RefSeq names its product lipoprotein lipase. Bases 145 to 1650 code for a protein of 501 amino acids. NCBI's taxonomy places the organism in Eukaryota, Metazoa, Chordata, Actinopteri, Acipenseriformes, Acipenseridae. The transcript has 10 exons. Gene Ontology annotation, molecular function: lipoprotein lipase activity; apolipoprotein binding. The record is from RefSeq and is a predicted model, not a curated record. Gene Ontology annotation, biological process: lipid metabolic process.
AAAGUGGAAGGGAGGGUGUCUGUGAUUAAAGGAUACAGCGCAGGUUCAGCAGCAGCAGCAGCAGCAGCAUUAUUAUUAGUGUAACAGUUAGGUUGGAAUACUGCAAAACCAAUAGUCUAUUUUUCCUGGAUUUUUCUAACGAAUAUGGGAAGAGAAAAAAAUGCUUUAUUGGCGAUUGUAUGGAUAUACUUGUUAAAAACGUGCGCAAGUCUUUCAAAUACUACAACUGAAGCAACCUUUUUAACAAACAGCACGGAGUGGGUUGUCGACUACAGCAGCAUCGAAUCCAAGUUCUCUCUGCGCACGCCUGAAGUUCCGGACGAUGACACCUGUUACCUGGUCCCGGGGCAACCUGAGACCAUCGCGCAAUGCAAAUUCAACCAGACCAUAAAGACCUUCGUGGUCAUCCACGGGUGGACGGUGACUGGGCUGUUUGAGAGUUGGAUCCCCAAGCUGGUGGCAGCGCUGUACGAGAGAGAGCCCCACUCCAACGUGAUUGUGGUGGACUGGCUGCACCGAGCGCAGCAGCACUACCCCACCUCUGCUGCGUACACCGAGCUAGUGGGGCAAGAUGUGGCCAAGUUCGUGGACUGGAUGGAGAGUCAAAUAAACUACCCUUUGGAGAUGUUUCAUCUGCUCGGGUAUAGUCUCGGAGCUCACGUUGCUGGCAUUGCCGGCAGUCUCACAAACAACAAGGUCAACCGAAUCACAGGCCUCGAUCCGGCCGGCCCCACGUUUGAGUACGCGGAGGAGCAGCGGCGACUGUCCCCGGACGAUGCUAACUUUGUGGAUGUGCUGCACACCUACACCAGGGGCUCCCCCGACCGGAGCAUUGGUAUCCAGAAGCCAGUGGGCCACGUUGAUAUCUACCCCAAUGGGGGGGUCUUCCAGCCAGGCUGUGAUCUGCACAAAGCCAUGCUCAUGAUUGCUGCCAAUGGAUUUGCAGAUAUGGACCAGAUCGUGAAAUGCUCCCAUGAACGCUCCAUCCACCUGUUCAUUGAUUCGCUGUUGAACGAGGAGAAGCCGAGCAUGGCAUACCGCUGCAACACCAAGGAAGCCUUCGACAAGGGGCUCUGCCUGAGCUGCCGCAAGAACCGCUGCAACACCCUGGGCUACGACGUCAACAAAGUGAGAAACAAGAGGAGCGCCAGGAUGUAUCUGAAGACCAGGGAGGUGAUGCCUUACAAAGUUUUCCACUUUCAGAUCAAGGUGCAUUUCUUCAACAGGAUAAACAUCUCCUUCACAGAUCAGCCAAUCCUGUUGUCUCUGUAUGGGACACAUAAUGAAGUCCAGGACAUUGCCCUCUCCAUACCUGACAUGUCAACCAACAAAACCAUCUCGUUCCUGGUGACCACCGAUGUGGACAUUGGAGACCUUCUCAUGGUGAAGAUGAAAUGGGAGAAGGAUUCCUACUUCGGCUGGUCCGACUGGUGGGGAAGCAACGACUUCAAGAUCCGCAAGCUCAGAGUGAAGGCGGGAGAAACGCAAGAAAAGGUGGUGUUCAGUGCCAAAGAUGGUGAGUUUGCAGAUCUGAAGAGAGGAGGGGACGUUUCUAUCUUUGUGAAAUCUAAAGAAGACCAGGUUCGCAAGAGGCAUGCAAGGCAUCACGAACGCAAAAGACCUGCUAAGCGCUGGAUGAACUCCAAUUGAAUACGAUGCAAAGAAUGAAAAAGCAAUAUUGCGAUGAUAUGGAUUAUUAAAUAAAUAAAUGGAAGCAAGAACUGGAAGCUAUUUUUUGGACAACGACUGUUGUCGUGGUUAUUUGUAAGCUCAGUAUAAAGCUGUCGAGCAUUUCAAUAAGGUGUGCAGCGUUAUGACAAUACUCAUUUUUACAGGGAUCUCUCCAUUUCAGUUUCUACUAUUUUAAUUUGCUUUACUGGGUCAUAUUUAGCACUUGCCUCACCAAUGUAGUUUCUUUACAUUUUACUGGAGCUCCUGAUAUGUAAAAACUGAAAUUAAAUUGGUCUCCUAUUUAAACUGGAUUGAGUUGGAUUUUAAAUAUGCAUAUAUAUAUUCACAGGGUAUGGAGUAAAGAUGGUUUUUAACCAAGUAAUUUUAACUUUCACAAAAAACAUUUAUUAAAUACUAAAAGCACUAUUUUAUUACUAACUGAAACAUGCAUGCACAAACUUUUUUUUUUUUUUUAUAUAAAUGUACGGACAAAGUCCAUAAAUUAAUCCACUAAAGUGUGUUUUUAGAAAAUACUCUUUAACCACGAGACAAGUUUUUCCUGUGAGAUCGGAGGGCCCAACAUUUAUAGCUUUAAAAAGCUCCCUGUAAAUUGUGAGACUUCCUGUCUGGUGUGUUUUAUCUUUUACA